AAUGAGAGAGGUGAACCUGAACAACAACAGUGGCAUCUAUGAAUUUGGCAUUGAAUGGGAAGGUGCGUGAUGUUAGGCCAUGUCUGCAACGGUUCUUCUCAUUGCUUCCAAGAUCAGAGCAUGCAGAUGCAGAGCAGCUGCUUUGUCGUUGCUCCAAUCUGAACCAUCUUCACCAAACUCAUGCCUUCAUGCUUACCAGAGCUCUCGACAAAGACCACAUUCUACUCUCCCGAUUUAUACACGCCUCAGCUUCUCUUGGCUUUCCCUCCUUCGCCUAUUCCAUUUUCAUCUACAACCACCCACCCACCAUCUUCCUCUACAACAACCUCAUCUCCACUCUAUCUUCACACAAUCCCACUCUUGCCAUUUCUCUCUUCAAGGCCAUUCGCUUCCACGGCUUGCGACCCGACUCUUACUCUUUCCCUUUUGCUCUCAAGGCCGUUGCUUCUUCACCUUCCCUCCGUCUCGGCCGCCAGAUUCAUUCUCAAGCCAUUCUUUCCGGCUUCGCCACCCAUCCCACUGUCCUCACCUCCCUCAUUCAUAUGUAUUCCUCCUGCGCUAACGUUUCCUCUGCCCGCAAGCUAUUUGAUGAUGCCGCCGCUUUCAAACACGUUUCUCUCUGGAACGCUAUGCUCGCAGGUUAUGCCAAACUGGGUGAUCUAUUCAAUGCCCGCAACCUGUUUGAAUCUAUGCCUGAGAAGUAUAGGGAUGUUGUUUCAUGGACUACUCUUAUUUCGGGAUAUACGCACGCUCACAGUCCUCAGCAGGCUAUCACGCUUUUCCGCACUAUGCUGCUCCACGAUGUGCAGCCGGAUAAAAUUUGCAUUUUGGCUGUGCUCUCUGCGUGUGCUGACUUGGGUGCUCUCCAGUUGGGAAUGUGGAUUCACAACUACAUUUUAAAGCAUAAACUGCCUAAGAUUGUAUCUCUUUAUAACUCUCUCAUAGACAUGUAUGCCAAAUCGGGUGACAUAAGUAAAGCACGCCAACUGUUUGAGAGUAUGGAGCGUAAAACGAUUAUAACCUGGACAACCAUGAUUGCUGGACUUGCUUUACAUGGUCUGGGAAAGGAGGCACUCGAGCUAUUUUCUUGCAUGGAGAAGGCUGGAGUCAGGCCAAAUGAAGUGACCUUUAUCACCGUCCUUUCUGCUUGUAGCCAUGCUGGAUUGGUUGAACUGGGCCGCUAUUAUUUCACGUGUAUGAGAUCCAAAUAUGGAAUUGAACCAAAGAUAGAGCACUACGGGUGCAUGGUUGAUUUGCUUGGCCGUGGUGGCUAUCUUGAAGAAGCAAAGGAGCUAGUUAGGUUGAUGCCGUCUGAAGCCAAUGCAGCUGUAUGGGGAUCCCUUCUUGCUGCUUCGAAUAGAUACGGCGAUACUGCGCUGGCAGCGGAAGCUUUGCGUCAUCUAAGUGUGAUGGAGCCCCAGAAUUGUGGGAAUUAUUCUCUCCUAUCCAAUACUUAUGCUGCGCUUGGGAGGUGGAAGGAAGCUGGUACGGUGAGGAAGGUUAUGCGGGAUACGGGUAUGGAAAAGGUGGCAGGUGUCAGUUUUGUUGAAGUGAACAAUACAGUAUAUGAAUUCAUCGCCGGAGACAGAUUAAACAUCAAAUUUGUUGACAUUUGUCAUGUCCUGCAAAGCAUAAACGGGCAACUCAAGAUUAUUGAUGUGAAAUGGGAACAAUCCAUAGAAGUAUAUUGAUGAAGAGUUUAAAGCCUUGUGAUUUGAUGCUUCUAACUUUGAGUAUAGGUGGAUGGUGAAAUUGUAGUUUGAGUUGUAAUAUUUGUAUUUGAUAUUGUGAGUUAUCUUUUUUGGUUUUGAUCGUGUAUAGGCUGUGUAGAAAAAAUAAUUUUGAAGUCUUUUGUUUAAAUUCAAUUUUAGAGUGAAAUUUUAAUGGAUUAUGUCCCUGCGGAAACAAUAACAAAAUAUCAGGGAACACAAAUUACAUCUUACCCUAAUCGCUAACUUUUCGGACCGAUCACUCCUUGGUUUGGAUGUGCUUUCUCCUAAUGUUGGUGGUUGGCGGUUUGAACCCUUAAGGGGUUACUUG
Vigna unguiculata (cowpea) is the source of this 2040-nucleotide messenger RNA. Its product is annotated as Pentatricopeptide repeat (PPR) superfamily protein. Gene Ontology annotation, biological process: RNA modification. NCBI's taxonomy places the organism in Eukaryota, Viridiplantae, Streptophyta, Magnoliopsida, Fabales, Fabaceae. The record is from RefSeq and is a predicted model, not a curated record. Gene Ontology annotation, molecular function: protein binding; RNA binding.